Molecule: messenger RNA, 1017 nt
Organism: Thrips palmi
Lineage: Eukaryota; Metazoa; Arthropoda; Insecta; Thysanoptera; Thripidae
Product: ataxin-2 homolog
Source: RefSeq, a predicted model, not a curated record
CAGCGAACGAGCAGCAUCGCCAUCUUAGGACACCAAACAAACAGCAGCAUGAAGGUCCUUCUCUUGACCAUUCUGGCGAUCGGCGCCGUGGUGGCCGAGCCGGCGUUCCGCCGCCAGCAGGCGCAGCAGGCCCAGCAGCAGGACGGCCAGGACGCCGACGAAGGGUACGCGCCGUCCGGGUGGAAGCCUGCCGGGGCCCGCCUGGAGCUGCCCAAGCAGUACGGCACGCCGGCCAGGGACGCCAGGGACGAGGAGGCCGACGCCACCACCGAGACCCCCACCGAGGAGCCCGCCCCCGCCGUGCCCGUCACGCCCAAGACCCCCAAGUCGCAGAGGCAGCAGGCGGCCCCGCAGUACCAGGGCGAGUACUACGUCAUCCUGCCCGACGGACGCCUGCAGCGAGUCCAGUUCGCCGCCUCCGUGGAGCAGCAGCAGCAGCAGCAGCAACAACAACAACAACAACAGGCCGCCGCGCCGCAGCAGGCCCAGUACUUCGUGGUGCUGCCCGACGGCCGCUUGCAGGAGGUGCAGUUCGCCGCCAAGGUGCAGGCUGAGGAGCGCCAGGACGGCCAGGACGCCGACGACGAGGACAACGCCGAGGAGGCCGCCGCCGCCCCCCCCGGCCGAACCGCCCCGUCCCCAGCAGGCCCGCCGCGCCCCCAGUCCGGGCAGCGCCAAGGCAGCCAGGCCCGCCCCCAGCCCGAGAAGGUGCAGCAGCGCCCCGUGGUGCUGCUGCCGCAGCCCCAGCGGGCCCAGCAGCCCCAGCAGCCCCAGCAGCAGGAGGUGCCCGCCAGCUUCGUGGCCGAGCUGCGCUUCAUGGAGGUGCCCCCCGUCACCGGGCCCGUCUUCUCCUACUCGGCGCCGCUCGUCCGCGUUCAGCGCCAAGUCUGAACGCCGACGAUGCGACCGGGCAGACGGUCCGCCUCUAAUUUAUCCCCCGCUGUAAUUUAUUAUAAUUUAUUCCUGUAAUUUAUCCCUGCAAUAAAUCCCACCGGAAAUUGAAAUUAAAUUUCGCCA